Molecule: messenger RNA, 3719 nt
Organism: Sardina pilchardus (European sardine)
Lineage: Eukaryota; Metazoa; Chordata; Actinopteri; Clupeiformes; Clupeidae
Gene: glyr1
Product: glyoxylate reductase 1 homolog (Arabidopsis)
Exons: 16
Coding region: 46-1584 (512 amino acids)
Molecular function (GO): NAD binding; oxidoreductase activity; NADP binding
Source: RefSeq, a predicted model, not a curated record
UGUUCUUACCCUGGAUUCAGUGCGACGUUUUCAGUACAUUUUAAGAUGGCGACGGUGCAUCUGAGAAUCGGGGAUUUGGUGUGGGGGAAGCUCGGACGCUAUCCGCCUUGGCCAGGAAAGAUUGUAAGUCCACCGAAGGACUUGAAAAAGCCAAGGGGCAAAAAAUGCUUCUUUGUGAAGUUUUUUGGAACUGAAGACCAUGCCUGGAUAAAGGUUGAACAGCUAAAACCUUACCACCCUCACAAAGAAGAGAUGAUCAAGAUAAACAAGGGCAAACGCUUCCAGCAGGCCGUAGAUGCGGUAGAGGAGUUUCUAAAGAAGGGCAAAGGGAAAGACCAGGGUUCACGCAGUAACUCAGAUGACAAAAAGUCCACAGAAUCGAAAGGCCGAAAAGCUCCUGCCAAGCCCAUGAAGAUCAUCGAAGAGGACGACGAAGAUCCGUUCAAGGGGGGCUCGUCUGACAAAGAGUUAACUGACUCAGACCCAGAGCCAUCCUCCGCCCAGCGUCUGGUCGCGGGAACAGUCUCAGGAUUCAAGUGGGAGAGCAGUCCAGUAAAGGAUGACCCACAUUUCCACCACUUUCUGCUCAGCCAGUCUGAGAAGCCUGCUUCAUCUAUGGAACCCAUCAGCAAACGUCUUAAAAUCGUUGAGGAGGAUACAGGGUCCACCUCGAUUCAGGCAGCUGACAGCACCGCACUGAACGGCAGCAUCACGCCCACAGAUAAAAGAAUAGGUUUCCUUGGUCUGGGGCUUAUGGGCAGUGGCGUAGUCUCAAACCUAUUAAAGAUGGGGCAUGUUGUCACAGUGUGGAACCGCACAGCUGAGAAGUGUGACCUGUUCAUCCAGGAAGGCGCUCGGUUAGGACGGACGCCAGCGGAGGUUGUGUCCAUGUGUGAAAUCACGUUUUCCUGCGUGUCGGACCCCAAGGCUGCUAGAGACCUGGUGCUGGGCCCUAGUGGGGUGCUGCAGGGGAUCAGGCCGGGCAAGUGCUACGUGGAGAUGUCCACCAUAGACCCGGAGACGGUCGCAGAGCUAUCACAGGUCAUCACAUCCAGAGGUGGGCGUUUCUUAGAGGCACCAGUAUCAGGCAGCCAGCAACUGUCGAAUGAGGGCAUGCUUGUCAUCCUGGCUGCCGGAGAGCGCUCCGUCUACGAAGACUGCAGCAGCUGUUUCCAAGCCAUGGGCAAAACCUCGUUCUUUUUAGGUGAGGUGGGCAAUGCAGCGAGGAUGAUGCUCAUUCUCAACAUGGUCCAGGGAAGCUACAUGGCCACCAUCGCAGAGGGCCUGACCUUAGCUCAAGCCACCGGCCAAUCACAACAGACCUUCCUAGACAUCCUCUGCCAGGGACAGAUGGCCAGCUCCUUUGUGGACCAGAAAUGCCAAAAUAUCCUACAAGGCAACUUCAAGCCUGAUUAUUACCUGAAACACAUUCAGAAAGAUCUCCGGCUAGCAAUCUCGAUGGGUGACUCUGUAAAUCACCCCACCCCAAUGGCAGCAGCUGCUAACGAGGUCUACAAAAGAGCGAAGGCAUUGGACCAGUCAGAUAAUGACAUGUCUGCCGUCUACAGGGCCUACAUUCACUAGGCUCCCGAAGACAAACUCAAAACGUUGGACCACAUUUCUUUUCUUUUCUUUCUUCUAAACUCCUGUAUCUCUUCAUUCUGGUCUAUUUCAUUUUAUAUAUAUUUCUUUUCCAUUUGGUUAUGAAUUUUACCAGGCUCCGAGUGAUAAUUUCUUCCCAUGUGGUUGUGGGAGCUCUGUUGCAGGCUACUGUGAGCAUUGCACUGACUUUGAUGUUGCUACCCCGAAAGCUCAUUACGGGGUAAUUCACAUUUUUUCUGAUUCUAUUCAUUUUUGAUGGAGAGAGUGAGCGAUGUUUUUAUUUUGAUUUGUUGUUGUUUUAAUUUUUUGGGCUGUAACACAACACACUGCAUCUGUCUGAGGCAACGUUUUGUUUUUCUUUUUAUUUAUCAUUCGUAGCAUCACAUUUUAAAAAGAUAUCUAUAUUUAAUACCAAGUAUAUUAUUUGCAAUGAAUGUUCAGAAUUCCUAGAUUAUUAAGGUGUUGGGUUUUUUGUUGGUUGUGGCCUGGAAAAAAAAAAAGCACCAAGAAAAUGCUCCUGCAUUGCCUUAAUAACAGAGCCCAAAAAUAACAGAUAUAUUUAUUUAUUUUAUUGCUGAGGAUUCCAGUCCUUUCUUUGGUGUGGUUUGCCCAUUUAAUGUUUUUGCAUCACUGUUUUGAAGAGGACAAAAUAAGGGUAGGUGGAUGGGGAAUUUCCAAUGCCUUAUAACAAAGUAAUGUACUUUAAGAUGCAGUAACACAAAAACCUGAGUGGAUUUAUCAGUCUAACAACAAUUCAAAAUCCUAUCUGUUCUGUCAAUAGCGUGUGUAUCUAUGAAGCAAACAAAAUCAAUUAACCUGAUUAAAGGGACACUUCACCGAUUAGCAUUAAGCUUUGUAUCUUAAGAAAACCAGUCAUGUUUUUGAAUGGUCGUGCAUCAUUCCCUCAGUUUGCCUUGAGAUGGGAGAAAUGCGGAUUUCAAUGUUGGACUUCCUGCUUUCAAUGAUCAUCAUUUUACAUCAUUGAAAGCAAGUCCUAUUCAUGGGUUUCAUUGAAAUCUGUACUUCUCCCAUCUCAAGGCAAGCUGAGGGAGUGAUGCACGACCAUUCAAAAACAUGUCUGGUUUUCUAAAGAUACAAAGCUUCAUGCUAAUCGGUGAAGUGUCCCUUUAAGGACCUGUUGACCCGUAAGUGACAUUGCCGCAAAGAAGUUAAAACCAGUGUAAAGUUCUUUGAGGUGAAGGAACUGUGUUUGGACGUUGGUGAUGCACAGCAGUGGUGCAUGUCUGUUUCCUACAGAAUUCAUUUCGGGCAACUCGAUAGGCUAAUGUGAGCAUGCAAAUGUUUUUGUUUUUACAAUUUUAGGCUGAUGAAUUUUAUUUAUCAGUCAGAGGUAAGGUUUGUUUCCCGAUUUUAAUGACCGAGUCAGACAUGCAUAGAUGAAUGCAUACUUUUGCCUUAACUGUUUCUUUUUUGACUUUGUUUGUUUGUUUGUUUAUUGUUUGUUUGUUUUGUUGGCUUUGGGGAUGGGGAAAAUAUCUGGCGAAGGAAAGGGGUCUGAUCAUUUAAUUGAAACUUAUCUUGUCAGGGCAAGUACUGUGAUUCUUAUGUUUUAUCUGACUAUGCCUUUAGCAUAUUAAAUGUUUGAUUUUAAUGCAAGCUUCAUUUUUAUGUCUCUGAUCACAAUCACAUUGGAAAUUAAUUUGCCUAUUUAAGACUGUAAUCAGACGAUCCUAGUUUUGCCAAAAAAAAAGGUGAAUGAUGUGUUUGGUUGAGAUGGUGAGUUUUUGUUUUAAGGUGAAUGGCAAAUAAGUCAAAUGUAUAUAACCCCCAUGGAUUAAUUAUUUAACGAAUAUGUGAGGAUAUUCAGACUUUCAUUUGGACUUUAUUGAGUUUAUUAAUCAACUGCUAUCUUAAUAUUGUAGUUUGUUUUCUUGUGUUAGGUCAAAAUCCUGUAAAUGGUUAAUUAAGACGUGCUUUCAGACUUGCUAUUGACAUGUAAAAAAGGAAAAACAAAUCAAGACUUCAUCCAAUUUGUGUAACAGAUAAAGCUGUUCUAAUCUGAUAUUUAUGAUUUGAUGUAAAUGUGAAAAUGUUCCCUUUUUUUGUGCAGUUCAAUGAAUCCUCUUCCGAUUAAAGAACCCGAGUGAUAAACUGUG